CAAGAUAUCACUCAGCUCAACAUGCGUGUUACUUACCCCUUGGCCCUGGCUUUCGCCGCCUACACUACGCCGGCACUUGCCUAUACGGCAGAGAUGUUUAAGUGCAUCCAGCCAGAGGCUCACUGCUGUGCUAUUCUCUCUACUACUGGAACGGGCGUCAAUUGCCAACCGGCCCUUCUCGAGAAUAUGAACACCAUGCUUGGCGAAACUGAUCCUGACGACGACAGCUCUCCUUACGCCUCUGUCUGCUACGUUGAUCCCGAAAUGUCAGUGAAGACUCCUCAAAUUCCUGCUUGCUGCGAUAAUACAUCCACCUCCAUGACCCCGAAUCUCAACACUUUCAACUGUGUACCGCCUGAGACAGGCAGCUAUCGUUAUGAUUCGGAGACGAGAAACUUUUCUAGCUCUGGUGAAGACACUUACGGAAGUGAGGAUUACUGUGAUCCACGUUACUCCGGCGCUUACGAUGAUGACGACUGGUACCUAUAUGAAUAG
This is a messenger RNA of Mollisia scopiformis, 495 nucleotides long. RefSeq lists its product as uncharacterized. The coding region runs from base 22 to 495 and encodes 157 amino acids. NCBI's taxonomy places the organism in Eukaryota, Fungi, Ascomycota, Leotiomycetes, Helotiales, Mollisiaceae. The record is from RefSeq and is a predicted model, not a curated record. The transcript is spliced from 3 exons.